GGGAGGGACUUCCGGGGUGGGGCGAGGUGGUGCCGGCUCAAAAGCGCCCGGAUGCGGGACCGGCUCGGAACUUUCCAGAAAAGUCGGGCUCGGCGCUGGGCAAGGAGUCGCGGUGGUGUGCGGGACCGCCCGCUGCUAACGGGUCGCCCUCCGCCAUGGUGAAGGAGACUACCUACUACGAUGUGCUGGGCGUGAAGCCCAACGCCUCCGCCGAGGAGCUGAAGAAGGCCUACCGCAAACUGGCGCUGAAGUACCACCCGGACAAGAACCCCAAUGAGGGGGAGAAGUUCAAGCAGAUCUCCCAAGCUUACGAAGUGCUGUCGGACCCGAAGAAAAGGGACCUGUAUGACAAAGGAGGCGAGCAAGCCAUCAAAGAGGGUGGCUCUGGCGGUGGGUUCGGGUCACCCAUGGACAUAUUCGAUAUGUUCUUUGGCGGCGGUGGGAGGAUGCAGAGAGAAAGACGAGGUAAAAAUGUGGUGCAUCAGUUGUCAGUAAGUUUAGAAGAUAUGUACAAUGGUGCAACGAGGAAGCUCGCACUGCAGAAGAAUGUUAUCUGUGACAAAUGUGAAGGUCGUGGUGGUAAGAAAGGUGCAGUGGAGUGCUGCCCUAACUGCAGAGGAACGGGCAUGCAGAUCAGAAUUCACCAGAUUGGGCCAGGAAUGGUGCAGCAGAUCCAGUCGGUGUGCAUGGAGUGCCAGGGGCACGGGGAGCGUAUCAGCCCCAAGGACAGGUGCAAGAGCUGCACUGGCAGAAAAAUUGUCAGGGAGAAGAAGAUACUGGAAGUUCACAUUGACAAAGGAAUGAAGGAUGGUCAGAAGAUAACAUUCCAUGGUGAAGGGGACCAAGAGCCAGGACUAGAGCCAGGUGACAUUAUUAUUGUCCUGGAUCAAAAAGACCACUCUACAUUUACAAGACGAGAUGAAGACCUUCUUCUGUCCAUGGAUAUUCAGCUGGUUGAAGCACUCUGUGGCUUUCAGAAGCCCAUCACCACGCUGGAUAAUAGAACCAUUAUUAUCACCUCCCAUCCUGGCCAGGUUGUGAAGCAUGGUGCUAUCAAGUGUGUGCUGAAUGAAGGGAUGCCCAUUUACCGCAGGCCGUAUGAAAAAGGACGUCUGAUCAUAGAAUUCAGGGUGAACUUUCCAGAGAGUGGUUUCCUCUCCUCAGAAAAGCUGUCUUUACUGGAAAAACUGCUACCUGCGAGGCAGGAAAUAGAAGAAACUGAGGAAAUGGAACAAGUGGAGCUAGUGGACUUUGAUCCAUCUCAAAAAAGAAGACAUCACUAUAAUGGAGAAGUCUACGAAGAUGAUGAGCAUCACCCUAGAAGUGGUGUUCAAUGCCAGACAUCAUAAAAGGGCCAGUGAAUAACUUGUGAUGCUUGUUUUGUAUGCAUUAGUGUAUGAGUGAAGGACUACAAGCAGAUCACCCUCACUUUCUGCUGUUUGUUGUUCUGUCCAGCCAUAGUUGUUUCUAAAAGCAUAAAGAAAUAAACUAAGUGAGUAAACUGACUUUGCAGUUUGUAUAAAGCUCCAGGAUACAAGCCCAAAUGAAAUUGAUUGCACUUCUUUCCUGCCUCUUGGUCAAGAAAAUUUCCUUACCUGCUUGUCUUUUAUUCCAAGCCUUGUAGUUCCUCUAUGUGUGCAAUUGCCCAAGUUUAAACUAGGAUUCUGUGGUGUUCUUAGGAAUUCUAGAUCUUAUACUCUGUUAAUAAAACAUGCACAAGUACUAAUAAUUCAUGUUAAGAUACAGCUAGAUUUUGUACAAGUUAGGAUAAUAUGUUCAUGUUUUGGGCUUCUACUGGUGUUCUGUUUAAUCAGGGCUGGUUCUAGUGCAGCCACCUAAUAUGUGAAGCUGACAUGAUGUGGUCAGGCUUCACAGGCCUGUUAGUCAUGCAGACCACAAGCUCUCUGAAGCUGCUGUACUUAGGUCAAAUAGUUGUUUCCUCUGCCAGCUUUGGUCUGACCCUGGAGCUUGCUUUGGUUCAUUGCUGAUUACUGUCUGCCUGCUGCCCUGCACAAUACUGCUUCUAGAGACUGGUUGCUUGGCUUCUUUGCUACUGCCUGUGAAUAAAUCUCCAGGCUUUUAUCAACACACAUCAGGUUUGGAGUCUGUCAGCCUGAUGGCAUGUGAAGCUUGACUCCCACCUUGAUCAUUGAGAUCAGAUACCCCUGGGUGGGGUAUCAUGCAAAGCAGUACCAGCCCUGUUGGUGGGGAUAUUGUGAACCUGCAGAAUAGAAACUCACUGUCAAUUAAUAAAAUAAACUGAUGAAUCUAGGA
Messenger RNA from Calypte anna (Anna's hummingbird), 2274 nucleotides. RefSeq names its product DnaJ heat shock protein family (Hsp40) member A1 (gene DNAJA1). Gene Ontology annotation, cellular component: cytoplasm; cytosol. The record is from RefSeq and is a predicted model, not a curated record. Lineage: Eukaryota; Metazoa; Chordata; Aves; Apodiformes; Trochilidae. Gene Ontology annotation, biological process: protein refolding; response to heat. Gene Ontology annotation, molecular function: ATP binding; Hsp70 protein binding. Bases 156 to 1349 code for a protein of 397 amino acids. The transcript is spliced from 8 exons.